Molecule: messenger RNA, 1290 nt
Organism: Guillardia theta CCMP2712
Lineage: Eukaryota; Cryptophyceae; Pyrenomonadales; Geminigeraceae
Exons: 13
Coding region: 1-1290 (429 amino acids)
Molecular function (GO): protein binding
Source: RefSeq, a predicted model, not a curated record
AUGGGAGAAGAGAAGGAGGAGGACGAGGGGAGGAAGGAGCAGGGGGUCGACGUUGGAGGAGGCUGGAAGAGGUACUGGGAUGAUGUCGAGUCUGCCAACUACUGGCACAACACAGAAACUGGACAAACAAAGUGGGAGGAUCCGCUUUCCAAGGAAGGGCAGGACGAGGACGUGCAGGAGGAAGAGGAGGCUGUAUCGGAAGAAGUCGACAAGGAAGAAGACGAGAGGAAGAAGCAAGGUGUCGUUCUUGGAGGUGGAUGGAUAAGGUACUGGGAUGAAGGAGAACAGGCAAACUACUGGCACAACCCUAACACGGGAGAGACUUCAUGGGAUGAGCCUCCUGCGUCUAAAAUGAAUACAAAGUGGACGAACUUGUAUGAUGGAAGAGCAUAUCCAGCAGGAGCAUGGAACAUGCCCCUUGCUAUUAAACCUGUCCAACCUGGUUCUCAAGGCAAUCAGAAAAACAAUUCUUUGACUUCCUCCAAAUUUCCUGAUGGUUAUGACUGGGACACAUACGCAAUGAUGUACGGAUUCCGAACAGGGCAGGAUGCGUACAACAAGUACUACUACGGAAGCAUUGCAGGGAAACCUCAAGGACCGGAGAACAAGGGCACGACUCAAGCGUUUGGAGGCUUCAUCUACGAGCCUUCGCAGGGGGACUCAGCUUCCAGGUUGAAUCAAGUGCUGGCAAACCUGCCGGAAGGGGAAGUGGGCGAUGCUGAGCCAGCCGUUGACGAGGAUGGAUUGACAGAAGCGCAGAAGAUCUUUGGGACCAACGAGACCUUCACUGCUCCCGAGCUACAAAAGCUGGCGGAGGCAGCUGCCAUGUCCAAGGGCAUUGUGGCAUCCAAGAAGACCGAAGAUGGGCGACCUCAAAUAACUCCAGAGGACAUCGCCGCAGCAGCUGAAGGACUUCUUGACCAGAUCGAAAAAGGCCCCAUCACGAUGCACAGGACGGAUAUCACCAAACACACGCGUAUAGCCGAGAAGUACACGAGAGAGGUGGCAGUUCGGGCGGCCAUGAAUGGAGAGACUCCGAAGCAAGAGCAAUAUCUCUUUCAUGCCACCUUCAACAAGACGUCUGGAAGGUUCGAAGGGGCAGGACAAAUCCACAAACUCCCUGUCGAUGAUCCUCGAAGGCAGACCAGUCAUUAUUUCGAUUAUGACAAGUGGGCUACUGGUUGGUUUGCUAUUGAAAGCUUUGCAAUGCCGCUGAUGCUAGAGUUCGCAGACAAAGCAGCGAAGUCAGCUCGCGCGGCCAAGCGUGCUAAGACUAACUUGGGGCUUUGA